AUGUCUUCAGUAAAAAGACCUAAUCCUAACACUGAAAACCCACUAUCUUUGAAAAACAAAAAAAAAACAUUAAAGCUUCAAAAUAGAUUACCUGAUAUUGAAUAUACACAAUCUACAGUAAAAAUAGGCCUACUUAAACUUCUUGAUGGAAAUGUUUUAAAUUCACAUAUUCAAACUUCGGUUGAGAAAAUGACAAAAAUAACUUAG
Molecule: messenger RNA, 207 nt
Organism: Entrophospora candida
Lineage: Eukaryota; Fungi; Glomeromycota; Glomeromycetes; Entrophosporales; Entrophosporaceae
Source: the annotation of a GenBank genome assembly